Messenger RNA from Endocarpon pusillum Z07020, 4095 nucleotides. RefSeq lists its product as uncharacterized. The transcript has 2 exons. Gene Ontology annotation, biological process: protein localization to plasma membrane. Bases 1 to 4095 code for a protein of 1364 amino acids. The record is from RefSeq and is a predicted model, not a curated record. NCBI's taxonomy places the organism in Eukaryota, Fungi, Ascomycota, Eurotiomycetes, Verrucariales, Verrucariaceae. Gene Ontology annotation, cellular component: plasma membrane.
AUGAACGCCGUACGACAGAAAUGUCGACCCAAGCAUCAGGUACUGGUGCUCAAAUGCUAUCCCAGGUUCCAGAAGAAUGUGCAAGAAGUCAAGCCGAACUCCAGCGAACUCAGCUAUCUGCUCUAUUAUGCAAGUACGCGACGGAGCAAGCUCCAAAAGGUUGGCUCAUUUCUGGAAAAGAGGACGGCUAGUGAUGUGUGGAAGCAGAGACUUGGGAAUGUUCAGGUCACUCUGCAAAUCCUCUCAGCUCUUAUGGAGAAGGCGCCACGAGAUCUCCCGCUCUACUCCGACUCUGUCUUGACUAUCCUAGAAACUGUUCUCAAGUCGAAAGAUAUCAACAUGGUCGAAGAGUCAUUGGCCACCUUUGAGACCUACUGCAAAUACCAAGAUGUAUCCUCCCUCGCAUCCGAUCAAUACAGAUCGCAGCAAUAUCAGAACAUCGUCAACAUGUAUGCCGAAUUCGCAAGCAACAAUUUUCCUUCAUCGUUGAAGCAAAAGCCAAGCAAACCGACAGCGAUGAGGUGGAAGACCGCAGGCUUGAAAGCCAUCAGAAGCGUUGUCGGAGCAGAAGCUCUGGGAACAGAUGGUACAACACAGUUGAGCAUAGUAAUGCCAGCGAUUUUGGACAAUCUAUAUACCGGAAACGAUGAUAUACUUGCUUCAUUGCAGGAAAAGGCUCAGACGGGAGAGAAAGCCGACGUAGAGAACGCUCGGAAACGUCGCAUGAGCUUUGCUACGGUGACUACUGUGGACACUGUUGAGGGUAAUCCAGCUUCAGCUUCCGAGACCACGGCGGAUGCAGACAAGGCAGCAGAGGACGAAGUUCGGGUACUUGCAGUACGAUGCCUAAAACAGAUAUUUGCUGCGGGAACUGGUAGCAAUCGAGGUCAAGUGCGCCUUGCGACGAACCUCACUCUACAAUUUAUUACUGCUAGGGAUCCACCUGCUCCAGCCUUACCAGGCUCAACCCCAGCAUCUGGGAAGCGAGGAAACUGGGCGACGUCGCUGGUUGAGACUAUUGCAAGAUGGACGCCAGUCCAAGAUCGAUUCAUCAUUGUCAUCACAGCAGUCGAUGCAUUGGUAAAGAGUCCUAUAGAAGAGUCCAAGCUCAAGCAGCAACUUACCUUGGCAACAGCGAUUGAUUGGCUAUUGAGCAGUUCCAUUAAUUUGAUUGGUUUGAGCGUGAUGGACGUGUUAUUGGGUUUUGUACAGCAUGUGCUACUGUUACUACAGCUUGGUGGACGAGAUUCCAGAAUCACGCCUCAUAAUCAGCAACCGGAGGCGCUAAACACCCAUACAAACAUCAAUCCCAAGAAAGUAGAAGAGCGAGGGCACACCACGAAUGUCAUUACGCCAUCCCCUGUCCGCCAGGAACUGCUAGUACGGCUGCAAAGAUGUAUCGGGGAUUUGGCUACACACAUAUACUACACAGACCAGAUUGCAGAUAUGAUGGCAGCAAUCCUGGCUCGGCUCAAACCCUCGCUUAAUCCGGACCGUUCAUCUAUUGCCGCUGCGAUCGAGAACCCGGUGGGAGCCGCGAAUGCGAUUGCAAAUUCCGCUGACCUACAGGAAGACCCGCUGACGGACGGCUUUUUCUCUUUCGCUACAGCACGUUUGAAUGCGUUGCGGGCUGUCAAGAAUAUUUUGCAGGUGGCGAAUAUGAGGAAAUCGGUAACGGGAGCCGCGGCACAAGCAAGGAGCCGCGUGGGCGUUCAGGUCUGGGAGGGCACACAGUGGCUGCUGCGCGAUGAAGAUCGAGGGGUCAGAGCCGCCUACGUCGAUGCUCUUCUGACGUGGCUCAAAAACGAAACGAACAGAAGUGACCUGCUUCUUCCCCAAGAAGGCCCACGAAAACCCAAAUCGACUGCUAAGAAGGGCCGUGAUGAGAAUGGCGAACCCAAACUUACUAGAAGAGCAGUCUCAAGUGCUUCGCGAAAAGAGAACAAAACUGCCAAAUCAAACUUCCUUCGCUUACUUCACCUGGCAAUAUAUGACAACGCCAUCGAAUCCCCUCAGUUUGACUCGGACAUACUACUGCUACACUUGUUGCUCACGAAUCUUACCGAAAAUUUAGGCGUAAAUGCUGUACGGCACGGCCUGCCAAUGAUGGUUCGACUACAGGAUGAUCUUGUAUCGGGCGACAAAUUUGAAGAUGCCAGAUCCAGGAUCAACGCUGGAAGCCUUGUUCACGGCUAUUUCUGGGCAUUAAGCGAGAAGUUCGAUUUCGAAACGAGUCGCGUGGGCCAGGAACUCCACACCGAGAUCUCUCGCCGAAAGAAGAAUGGGUUCUGGCUCGACAAGGUCCGCCUUCCCCCACUGCCGUUGGAUCAGAUCAUCACCUCAACUGCUGCUCUUACAGAGAAGAAAACCCUGGUUUCUGAAAUGAGUAGCACGUCACUAAAGCCGUACAGCUCCCGCGUAAACAUGGUUGAGGAAAUUUGCACGUCCUACAACGAAUCUUUGAGAGCUCCCACCACCUCUCCACCAUCAUCUCCCAGCCGUGUCUUUUCAGUCCCGGCACUCAGUUUUGGAUAUGGGUAUGGCUUGAACCCCGGCCCAAAGCCAUCACCAGAGGACCAGCUACCUCCAAAGGUCAAGGAAGAGCUGCUGGCCGAAUGGUCCAAAGAGUCGGUCAUCGCAGCGGUAGAGAAAGAACAUGCCGACAGUCUCAGUGGGAGCAAAACUGGGACUGGGACUGGGUCCGCAACCGCUGGUAGGAACUUUCUGACCGUGGAUGCAGUGAAUGGUCUAGGACGUGGUGCGGCGUCGCCUGGCGGCAAUGACUCGCCUACUCGUGUUGUGAGUGACAGUGGUGGGCCGAGAAUGUCCGCACUCUCUUACGCUUUGAAUGGUGGCUUAGGCCAUCUCCAGAGAUUGCGAGGACCUGGCACAGAUGAGGGUUCACCCACACCGUUGACAGCAAGCUCGAGCCGGGACUCUACUGUGAGGGUGACAGAGUUGAAAAGGGCAUUAUCGGGGUACCAGAACAACAUGAGGCAUUCCAGCCCGUUGGGGAGACGAGUGGCAGGCAUCAGAGACUCCAGUAUGGAGAGCGUUGAGAGCCACGGUAGUAGUAGUGAGAGUGAGAGUAUGGUGAACUACAGCGAGGCGGAGGGAGCAGGAGUCCACACCUCUGCCUUGGACGUCAAUGCAGUGGGUCAUACGGACUUUGCUACAGCAGCAUCACCGCCAUCAAGAGAUGAGCAGCGGCAGAGUUCUGGCGCAGACAAGGCAAGGCCUGGAUCCUCUCAGGCACCGUCAUCACUUCCUCAAGCCCAACACCACCCGAGACUCGAGAACGACAUGCACGCAGCCACCACUCUCCCACGCCUAAAAUCAGACCCUAGACUAGGCGAAGAUGUACCUCCCGUGCCCGAAAUUCCCAGCACCCUCUCCCUCCACCUGCCCGGUACUUUCCCGCGGGACAUUUCGCCAAUACGCCGACCCUCCUUGAGAACCUCCAAAAGCGUGGAGAGACAGUCUCCUCAGCCACGACCGAUACAGCCACAGCCGCAAGGUCAGAACGUACUGCUUCGACCCUCUACCGCUCCCAGCCCCGGUUCCGUUGUCAGGCCGGCAGGCAAUGGUGCCGGUACAGGAUCUCUGCGACCUCAACCCCAGUCUCAACCCCAUCAGACUCAGACUCAGACCCAGAUACAAGCGGCAUCGGCCCCUUCUCAAUCUCCCGCCACCUCCACCAGGCUAUAUUCUACAUCACUUUCAGCGCGAGAAGGGCGGACUUGGCGCAGAGAGGAAUCCAGACCGACGAGCAGUAGGCAUUCGGGCGUGGGGUUUGGUCCAGUUGGUAGUGGGAAGUCGCCGGGUUCGGGGUCAUUGAAGACGAAGAGGCUGGAUCUCGGGAGGCUUUUGGCUGGGGUGAGGGUAGAUGAUGAUGAUGAGGAUGACCAUUAUAAUGAUGAUAAUGAUGAUGAAGAUGGGCAGGGCGGUGCAGGACCUGUGAGUAGUGACCAUAGGUUCAGCGGUAAGGGCAGAGCUGGGAAAGGUGGAAAUGCGAAUGAGAAUGCGAAUGGGCAAGGAGGAGGAGGAGGAGGAGGAGGAGGAGGAGGAAGAGUACAUAUUCAGCCGCCUUAUUAG